UAGAUAUUCGUUUUCGCUCUUUCUGAACCAAGCGACAUCACUUUCAUGCCAAUUCAUUAACUUUUUUGAAGGUGGGAUGGUCCCGGUAUUUUUGGUCUGCCUAAGAUGGCUGCGCUCGCUAGACACCAUUUUGGAGGCAGUCUCAGGUCUUGGUCUCAGGAUCCCUGAGAAAUUCUGUUCGAUUACUUGCUGAUGCUGUUCUAAGGGCCAAAAUCACUAAUUAAAAGCUGACAUUACUGACAAUGAAGGAUUUCUCAGCGGAACUUCUUAGUAGAAGAACACUACUCCGACAAGUGCCAGAAUCUCUCCAAUGUGGUGUAAUCGGUAUAUAGGGCCUUGGUGUAAUCGCUUUGGCAAUUCCCGUUUUUCACUUCAACUCGUGGUGUUAAGUUGGGUGUCUGCUGUGUCUGCUGAUAUAAUUGCAUUCUUGCGUUCAAUCGUACUUUGCAAGACAAUGUCUGCCAGAAAGGAAAGGAAGAUGACAUCUGGAGAUGAUGAUUUGUGUGUUGUAUGCUUCAAGGACAUAACGAUAAGGUGCAUUAUGGACUGUGAGCACACCAUAUGCUAUGAGUGUUCAACAAGACUGCGUGUUCUCUGUGAAAAGUUGGAAUGUCCAAUAUGUCGCCAGGAAACAACAAUGGCGGUGUUCACCCGCGACAAGGGCUCGUUCCGGUCCGUCUACAUGCGCGCCCUGUUCAACGAGGACCAGUACCGGCUGGCGCUGGAGGAUGAGGGUGUUCGACGCGCCUUCUCCAUGCUGCUAGCGCACACCUGCUCACGCUGCCAGCCGCCCAAGACGUUCCCCGUGUUCAAGCAGUUGGCUGACCACAUGUUGCGCCAGCACCAGUUACAGUUCUGCGAGCUGUGCGUUAAACAUCUAAAGAUAUUUACCAGCGAGAGAAAGCUCUAUACUCGUGAAAAAUUGGCGCUACAUAAACGAAAAGGCGACCCAGAUGAUUCGUCCCACCGCGGUCAUCCUCUAUGUGAAUACUGCCAACAAAGAUAUAAUGAUAAAGAUGAAUUGUUUCUUCACCUUCGUCGGGAUCACUUUCACUGUCACCUCUGCGAGGCGGAUGGACGCCACAUAUUUUAUGACGAUUAUGCGCAUUUGGCCGACCAUUUUCGCGAGGACCACUACUUCUGCGAGCAGGGCCAGUGCAAAGAUGAAAAGUUUGUUGUAUUUCGCAGCGAAAUGGAUCUUAAAGCCCAUCGCCUGACGGUGCACUCCGAGAACAAGAGCCGCGGCCAGCAGCGGCAGGACCGCACCCUGACGCUCGAUUUCAGCUCCGAGCAGCCGGGACGGUGGCGUAGGAACGAUAGAUACGACCGCAACGACAGAUAUGACCGCCGGGAGCCAAGUGGACCCCCGGAGCCGCCGCCGUCGCCGCCGCCGCCUGCGCCCCAGCCGGUCAACACUAGCAGCCAGCAGGAGUUUCCGACGCUGUCCGCGGGCGGCGCCACCGGCGGCGCAGAGCUGCCCGCCAGUCGGGGCAGCCUGGCGCAGCGCGUGGCCACAGCCGCCGGGAAGACGGUCCGCUCCACCCCACACCGUGGCGGCGGCCGGCCCUGGGACAACCGCGCCGUCGCCGUCACUGAUGAGGAGUUCCCGAGCCUGGGCGGCGGCCGCGCGGCGCCGCCCCCGUCCGCCGCCCCCGCCCCCGCCGCGCCGGCGUUCAGUGUCAGCGUACAGCGGCGGCCGGCCAAACCGGGCCGGGCCGCGCCGUCCCGCCCGGCGACCUCCGCAGAGGACUUCCCCAGUCUGGCGGCCCCGCAGCGGCCUGUCUCGGCGCCCGUGGCGGCUCCGGUGCGGUCCGCGCCGCCCAGAGCCGCCCCCGCCCCCGCCCCGGCCGCGGCGCCCUCGCUGAGUGUCAGUGUACAGCGUAAACAGGCGCCGGCUAAGGGCGGCGGCAAACAGCAGGGGCAGGGCCGCAGCACCAAUGUGGCCAUCGACUUCAAGCGUCGGCCGGCGUCGGCAGGCGUGGCGGCGGCGGUGGCGGCGGCCGCGGCGGCGGAGUACGACUUUGAGGAGCCCGAGGAGCCGGACGUGCCCAGGAUAUCGCAGGUCUCCAACACGAGCAACAUCACGAUCCAGCGGCCGCCGGAGCCCGCGCCGCCCCGAGCGUCCGGCAGCCGGCCGCCGCCGCUCACCAAAGACGCGUUCCCCUCACUGGGGAGACCCGCCGCGGCCGCCAGUACCUCCUCCUGGGUCACUAAGAAGGCUGAGCCGGCGCCCAAACCGGCCCCGAAGCCGGCCGCUGCCGGCCCGCCGGCUCCGAGCGAUUUCCCAACGCUGGGCCCUGUGGCGGCGCACGGGAACUUUGGGAGCUUCAUGCCCGCUCGCGGGGCAGCGGGGUCGACUGGCUCGGCGUGGGGAGGCGCUGGUGAGACAAACACCGGCAAAAGCAAGAAGAAGAAGACUAAGCGCCCGGCCGGAGGCGAGAAUGGCGUAUCGGCCGCGACCGGGGCUCUGAACGGCCUGUCUCUGACGACUGCUGCGCCGGCGGCGGGGGCGGCGCGGGCUGCGGACGGGAAGUUCCAGUACCGAGAGCCGGAGAACUUUGCCGCCCGAAAUAACCGGCUGGUUCACCAGGCACGCGAGCUGUUCCCCAGCGAACUCGAGUUCAGCGCCUUCAAAACGCUCUCGAAGGCGUUCCGGGAGUCGGAGCUGUCGGCGGAGGACUACUACUCGGGCUGUAUGAACCUGCUCGGUAACGACAAGUUCGGCAAGAUGUUCCCCGAGCUGCUCGUGCUGCUGCCCAACAUCGACAGACAGAGGGAGCUGCUGGCCGCACACGAGAAGCUCAACAAGAACGGGUUCCAGCGGAACAAGUUUCCGUCCUGUCCCACGUGCGGCCAGGUCCUCGUGUUCGACGAUAUGGCCCAGCACACAUCGCAGCACUUCGAGGACGGCGACUUCCCCGUGCUGGACUAACCUGUCGCUGAGAUCGUUCGUCUGCCCGUCCACCGUCCGCCGGUCGCCGUGCCUUGGUUGCUGUCGUAAUGUCUGGAGGUUGGAGCUCGCGAUCGUUAACUAGCCAUGGAGUGAGCGAUUAGUGUCAGAACUGUGAUGGCUGCGCUGGCCAGUGUGCUGGUGUGUGGUGUUUUGAGUGGUGCUGACGAUAGCAGAAUGCGGGGUUUGGUGGGUGGCAAUAUGUCUGUGCCAAGACGAUGGUGCGAGUCAGGGUGAUUUUGGGCGAUUGGGGAAAGUUAUGUUUGCAAUGUCAGCACUCAGCAGGUAUCAGGUGCAUGGGAUUUCAUCUUGUAAAGGUUAUCCGCACACGCUAUUGAUUGGAAUCGCGGUAGACCAGUUAAACCAGUCCGUUAACCUGAUGGGGUGGGAGUGCUUUCUGCUGGCUUCCAGCCGGUAAACCACCAGCCCUAGACUCCGCGUCUAGUGCUGCCUGACAGUCUGCCUGUCACCGAGGCGGGGGCACUCCACUCGGGACCAGGUGAUACCAGACCCAGUCAUCUAAGGCCGAUACUCUGUCGCUUUGCGCUCAUGCUAGUUACGUUCGUGUUGCGGGGAUGGCACCAUGCCUGAGUUUUGUGAAACAUCUGAACGAGACGACGCAGUUGCGAUGAUUUAGCUGAUAAGAUUCAAAGUAUUAAUCGGUUACGAUUCCAUCUGCUUGACUACUCGUACUCUCCUGAUAUAGUCGUUUUUAGUGAUCUAGCUCCGCCUGCGCUGGUGUGUUGGUGUUGUGUUGGAGAUACGGCUGGCCACCCGGCGGUGCGCGGCGGGGCCGGUGGGCGCUGGCCCUCCCGACUCCGACCGGCCGGCCUCGGCCCUGUUAGUGCCUUCUGUUGGCGGCGUACGCUGCGGCCCCGGACCGCGGGGACGGCCGACCGCCGCUGGGAUGUGAUCGUUGUGUUACGGAUGAAUUAGCGAACCAGGUGAUGGAAUGGUCUGUUUCACUGAAUACAGAAACGUUUUCCAAUG
Molecule: messenger RNA, 3940 nt
Organism: Amphibalanus amphitrite
Lineage: Eukaryota; Metazoa; Arthropoda; Thecostraca; Balanomorpha; Balanidae
Product: E3 ubiquitin-protein ligase ZNF598-like
Exons: 11
Coding region: 311-2932 (873 amino acids)
Biological process (GO): rescue of stalled cytosolic ribosome; protein ubiquitination
Molecular function (GO): ubiquitin protein ligase activity; ribosome binding
Source: RefSeq, a predicted model, not a curated record